Solanum verrucosum is the source of this 1225-nucleotide messenger RNA. RefSeq lists its product as uncharacterized. Gene Ontology annotation, molecular function: mRNA binding. Bases 92 to 823 code for a protein of 243 amino acids. Lineage: Eukaryota; Viridiplantae; Streptophyta; Magnoliopsida; Solanales; Solanaceae. The record is from RefSeq and is a predicted model, not a curated record. The transcript is spliced from 6 exons.
UGAUCUCUCUCCGUUUUUCAGAAUUUUCAAUCACAAUAAUCCCCAAAUCCCUAAUUUAGCGAUCGGAAAAUCCCAAUUCACCGGCGUAGCGAUGUCAUCGGUGCCUUCAACUUCGGCGGCAGCUACUUCAUCGUCGUCGCAAUUCACCUACUCGAACGGCACCUACUUUCCGACGCCUUUUCAUCUCCAACAACAACCUCCUCAGCCCUACAUAGGUGCUGCUCCUCCGCCCGUUCAACUUCCUGCUCCUUCCCUCUAUCCUGCUCCUGCUGCUAUUCCUGGCGUCUACACUUUGCCUCAGUUUCAACAAGCUCAGCAGCUAUUCCAAAGAGAUGCACAAACAAUCACACCUGAAGCACUUGAAAAUGUGAAAGCUGCACUUGCGAGCAGCGAAAUUGAGCACAAAGCUGAGGCCAAGAAGAAAUCUGUACCUCGUAAGGCAGCUGGACAUAGUUGGGAAGAUCCUACUCUGGCAGAGUGGCCCGAGAAUGAUUAUCGUCUAUUCUGUGGUGAUCUUGGGAAUGAGGUGAAUGAUGAUGUCCUAUCAAAAGCCUUUUCAAGGUUUCCAACGUUUAAUAUGGCUAAGGUUGUGAGAGACAAGCGGACUGGUAAGACCAGGGGAUAUGGAUUUGUCAGUUUUUCCAACCCAUUGGAUCUUGCUGCGGCACUUAAAGAAAUGAAUGGAAAGUAUGUUGGUAACCGGCCUAUUAAACUUCGCAAGAGUAAGUGGCAAGAGAGAAUUGACUAUGAGGCUGUGGAAAGUCACAAGAACCGAUCACAUAAGAAACCAAAGCAAGCAAAGAAGGGUAUAUUUCACAAGUGAGCAUGCACCAACCAUGAUAAGGACUCAAGCAGCAAGAUACUUGAGAUGUACUUUUAAUGUGUAUUACUCAAUUUCUUCACCAUUGUCCCUGCCUGGGAAAGAAGGAUCAAAGUAUAGUUCCAGGAUGUAGAGAGGCGAUUUCGAUGUCUGCAAUUUGUUAUUCACAAUGGUAUAAUAUCCAUCAGUUGCUGGUUAAUGUAUUUCUUCCUCAAGAACCCUAGGAAGAGAGCUCUGGAUGAUCCUUUUUAACAAACCAUAUAUUGAUGGAUUAGGAGAAACUAGUUGUGGUUUGGAAACUUUGGUUUCAUACUUCCGUUAAUGGUGUACUUGUUGGAUAUUAAACCUAAUGUAGGUGUACCAAAGAUGAUUCAAGUUUUAUAUUUAGAUUGUGGUUCCAUUGCA